AUGGUGAUGAAGUCAUCGGUGGAGGAGGACGAUGCCGGCUGGGGCCUGGGCAUCCCUGAAAAGAUGAAAAACAAUGCCAACUGGGUGGAUAUCACCCAUGAUUUCAAGAGUUCUUGUAAAGAAUUAAACCUAGGAGAGUUGCUUCACGACAAGCUGUUCGGCUUGUUUGAGGCCAUGUCGGCCAUCGAGAUGAUGGAUCCCAAAAUGGACGCCGGGAUGAUUGGGAACCAAGUCAACAGGAAAGUGCUCAACUUUGAGCAAGCCAUCAAGGAAGACGCCAUCAAGGUAAAAGAUCUGAGCCUUCCUGAACUCAUCGGAAUCAUGGAUACGUGCUUCUGCUGUUUGAUCACAUGGCUAGAGGGCCACUCCCUUGCUCAGACGGUGUUCACCUGCCUUUACAUCCACAACCCCGACCUGAUCGAGGAGCCCGCCCUCAAGGCCUUCGCCCUGGGCAUCCUGAAAAUUUGUGACAUCGCUCGGGAGAAAGUUAACAAGGCGGCAGUAUUUGAGGAGGAGGACUUCCAGGCGAUGACUUAUGGUUUCAGGAUGGCCACCAAUGUCACAGACCUGCGCGUGACAGGCAUGCUGAAAGAUGUGGAGGAUGAGUUACAGAGGAAAGUCAAGAGCACACGGAGUCGUCAGGGCGAGCAGCGAGAUCCAGGAGUAGCUUUGGAGCAUCAGCAAUACUUGGCGUUGUUCAACCGCAUCAAGUUCACGCGCCUUCUCUUGUCGGCACUGAUCGCCUUCACCAAGAAAGAAACCAGCUCAGUGGGGGAGGCCCAGAAGCUUGUUGCCCAGGCAGCUGACCUCCUGUCAGCCAUUCAUUUGAGUGUGCAGCAUGGCAUCCAGUCGCAAAACGACACCACCAAAGGAGAUCACCCUAUCAUGAUGGGCUUCGAGCCACUGGUCAACCAGCGCUUGCUGCCGCCUACCUUCCCUCGGUAUGCCAAGAUCAUCAAGAGGGAGGACAUGGUGGCCUACUUCAGCAAGCUCAUCGAGCGCAUCAAGACCGUCUGUGACGUUAUUAACACCACCAACUUGCAUGGCAUUCUGGACUUCUUUUGCGAGUUCAGCGAGCAGUCGCCUUGCGUGCUCUCCAGAUCGCUACUUCAGACGACGUUCUUGAUUGACAACAAGAAAGUGUUUGGCACGCAUCUGAUGCAGGACAUGAUCAAAGACGCCCUCAGAUAUUUUGUCAGUCCGCCUGUUCUCUCAUACAAGUGCUGUUUAUUCAACAACCACCAAGCCAAAGACUACAUCGACUCUUUUGUUACACACUGUUCAAGGCCAUUCUGUAGCCUGAUCCAGAUCCAUGGACACAACCGAGCUCGGCAGCGAGACAAGCUGGGUCACAUUCUGGAAGAGUUUGCAACCUUGCAGGAUGAGGCGGAGAAAGUCGAUGCGGCCCUGCACAGCCUCCUGAGCAAAUACGAGCCUCAGCGACAGCACCUGGCCUGCCUGGGAACGUGGAUCCUCUACCACAACCUGAGGAUCAUGAUCCAAUACCUUCUCAGUGGCUUUGAAUUAGAGUUGUACAGCAUGCACGAGUACUACUACGUCUACUGGUAUCUGUCAGAGUUCCUCUACGCGUGGCUGAUGUCCACGCUGAGCAGAGCGGACGCAUCGCAAAUGGCUGAAGAGAGGAUCCUUGAGGAGCAGGUGAAAGGACGCAGCAGCAAAAAGAGCAAGAAGAAAAAGAAAGUUCGUCCUCUGAGCAAGGAGAUCAACAUGAGUCAAGCCUACCAGAACAUGUGUGCCGGCAUGUACAAGACAAUGGUGGCGCUGGACAUGGACGGCAAGGUGCGCAAGCCUCAAUUCGAACUGGACAGCGAGCAGGUUCGCUACGAGCACCGCUUCGCGCCCUUCAACAGUGUCGUCACCCCUCCGCCUGUACACUACAUACAGUUCAAGGAAAUGUCUGACCUAAAGAAGUACAAUCCUGCUCCGGGCUCAGCCGACCUCUACCUGGCAGCGAGUAAACACUUCCAGCAGGCCAAGUUCAUCCUGGAAAACAUGCCUAGCCCCGAUCCUGAGGUGAAUGGAAUCCUGAGAGUGGCCAAACCCAACUUUGUGGUGACCAAACUCUUGGCUGGAGGACACAAGAAGGAGACCAUGGUGUUGCCAGAGUUUGACUUCACAGCUCAUAAGUACUUUCCCGUGGUCAAGAUCAUGUGA
Molecule: messenger RNA, 2175 nt
Organism: Nerophis lumbriciformis (worm pipefish)
Lineage: Eukaryota; Metazoa; Chordata; Actinopteri; Syngnathiformes; Syngnathidae
Source: RefSeq, a predicted model, not a curated record